AUGAGCGAAAACAAGGGUGUUUGGGCCCCCGAGAGUCCCUUUUGUAUUUUCUCCUGCGUCCACGUUCCAGAUGGCAGGAACAACAACAACAACAGCAGCAGCAGUCCCGACUGUAUAACUGAAGAGAAGGUCAACGACACAUUUUUAAACAUAAAAGGGCCAUAUCGCGACACGCAGGUACAACAGGACACUUUUUCCAUCUCUUGCAAAGUUGGCAACGGCAUCGAUAGGCUGCGUUCGACAAUACGCAAGUCCCGAAUUGCACCUCGGAGGCUCGUCUGCGAGUACCUGGGGCACGUUGGACCGCUCCAGCUCGCGAGGGCGGUGCUCGACGGAACGGCCGAGUUACCCUGCGACGUGAGCACACCCUCGGCCAACGACUCCUUCAUCCUCGUCGUCUGGUACAGGCAGGACAUCAUUCCCAUCUACAGCUACGACAUAAGGGGAAAGAAUCUGUUGAAGCCGUCGGAGUGGAUGGUCGAGUACUUGAAUCACCGGACGUCCUUUCAGACGAACAGGCAUCCUGCGACGCUGAAUAUCGAGCACGUGACGGACACCGACGCGGGCGAGUACAGGUGUCGCGUCGACUUCAAGAAAAAUCCCACGAGGAACUCGCGAGUCAACCUGACCAUCAUCAUACCGCCGAGCAAGCCCAGGAUCAUUAACCAGUACGGCGACCCCGUCGAGUCGAUGGCAGGACCAUUCACGGAAGGCGGAGACAUGCAGCUCAAGUGUCUCGUGUCUGGAGGUAAUCCAGUGCCUACGGUGCGAUGGUGGCGGGACGGUAUGCUGUUGGAGGCGAAGGACGAAGCGAGUGGCUACCCGAACGUGAGGCAAAACCUGCUGGUCGUGAAGAACCUCAGCAGGGCGGACUUGCACGCGAGGUUCGAGUGCCAGGCGUCCAACAACAACAUAAGCAUGCCCAUCUCCACCCACGUGGCCAUCGAGAUACACCUUCGUCCGCUGAAGGUGACCAUAAACACAGACAAGGACACGCCAUUGAGCGCUGGUCGCAAGUACGAGCUGAACUGCGUGUCCGUGGGCUCGAGGCCGUCCGCAACGGUAACCUGGUUCAUGGACAACCAGCGCCUCACCAAUUACACCUCGCAGUCGUCGAAGGACGGAAAUGUGACGUCGUCGAUAUUGACGUUCACCCCGCAGGUGGAGGACAACGGCAAGUUGAUAACCUGCAGAGCGGAAAAUUCACACAUUCCUGGCGCGGUGGAGGAGGGCUCGUUGAAAUUAAACGUCUACUACGUCCCUACGUUGAACCUGAAACUCGGCGCCAGCAUGAAUCCCAACGACAUCGAGGAGGACGACGACGUGUACUUUGAGUGCCAGGUCAACGCCAAUCCCCCGGCGUACAAAGUCAUCUGGAAGCACAACGGCAACGUGUUGCAAAACAACGCCAAGCAGGGCAUGAUAGUGCAGAUGACGAGCCUGGCCCUGCGCAAGGUCAAGCGCUCGCAGGCCGGCAACUACUCCUGCACGGCCAGCAACGUCGAGGGCGACGGCUUCAGCAACAACGUCGAGCUCAAGAUCAUGUACAAGCCAAUUUGCCUGCCGGAGCAGAAGCGGAUCUACGGGGUGGCCCGGCACGAGGAGGCCCGCAUCUUCUGCAAGGUGGAGGCGUACCCGGCCCCGGACAAGUUCCGCUGGGCCUUCAACAGCACCGAGGAGAUGGCCAACGGUCCGGAUGCCCGCCACGAGGACUCGACCGACCUGGCCCAGAGCGUCCUCACGUACAAGCCCGCGAGCGAGCUCGACUACGGCACCGUCUCCUGCUGGGCCAGCAACGCCGCCGGACAACAAAAGACCCCCUGCGUCUUCCACAUCAUCGCCGCUGGUAAGCCGGAGCCACCGUACAAUUGCACGCUGACGAACCAAACGACGCAAUCUCUGUCGGUGGAAUGUACGGCGGGUUUCGACGGCGGUCAGACCCAGCACUUCCAGCUCGAGGUCUACGACCAGCACAGCGGCCAGCUCAGGGCGAACGUGAGCGCCCGCGACUCCGCGACCUUUGGCGUGUACAACCUCGAGCCCGGCCGUGUCCUACGCAUGGCCGUCUACGCGGUCAACUCCAAGGGACGCAGCGACCCCGCCCUCCUCGAGGGCUUCACCCUCAAGGUCGCCGAAAAGCAGACUGGAGUAGUGCGCGUACUGUUCACAGGGACCCCCGUGCCUUUCGAAAUGACGCCGAUACUCGGGAUCCUCGUCGGCGUGAUAAGCGUCCUGCUGCUGUGCACCGUCAUGGUACUGCUGGCGCUGAAGGUAAGGAGCGACCGUAGGGCCCAGAGGCCGGGAGACCUGCCCCUCAAAAAGGCCACGGCCCCGAGCUCCGAGGAUCUGUACGACGCCGACGAUCGCAACCCCGACGUCGUGCCCACGAACAAAGACUCGGACUACCAGCUGACAGGGUCGACGGCCGGCACGCCGCUGGCAGUGCAAACGACGCCGGACUCGACGACCUCGCUUACGGGGAGCCAGCAACCGAAUCACCUGCCGACCUACUCAUCGCACAACGACUACAACAAUUAUCCCACGCUGCCGCUGAGCGGCGAAGUGACGUACGCGGAGCUGUGCCUGCCGCGGCCCUCAGCCCUGACGACGGCAGCCGGUGCGGACGCGAAGCUCGCGAGCCUCGGUGGCCUGAGCAGCCUCGCUGGUUUCGGCAACAACGGCACCGGUGUGAUCAUCGGGGGCAAGCACCAGUCCCCGAGCUACCCCAAAGAGGCCACGGUCUACGCGUGCAUCGACCACAACGCCCGGCCACCCGUCAAGCAGAUCGACCAGCUGUCACCGCCCGGCCUCACCAUAGCCACGCCGGGCACGCCGCCAAUCAACUCGACGAGCCUCCUCCAACACCAGGACACCCUGCCGCUCAAGGCCCACCAGCACCCCCCGCCCCCCUACCCCCGGGAAGUCGUGACGGUGCGCACGCCCCUUAUAUCCAGCCAGGAGAGCUGCGUAUAGGGACGCGACCCCGGCGCGCUCAACGUCAACGAGUACUACGUCUGAUUGCCUGCGAACGCGUCGAACCUCGAAAUUACCCUCUCCCCGCACGACCAACCCAUCCCCUUGCGCGUCACUUAUAUACUAUAUAUAUACUCGCUGACCCCUUUUUCCUCCCUUUGACACCUCUUGCGCCUCGGAAUUGGGUAAACCUGUGCGCGUCUAUUUGUGUCCGACAGAGAGCUUUUCCUUCACUCCGGGAUCUACACUGUCUAUAUAUCAUACACUUUUAUAAGAUAGGUUUGGCGUUUGCGUUACGGUCACUGGGACAAAGUACAUCGCGUUCAUCUAUCCCUUCGUUUCACGAUAUACCUCAACUUUGCUUUUUUUCUCGGUAUACAAAUCAAUUGUACGUCGUGUUGUUCAAGACUGCCACACUUUUUCACACAAAUAUUUCUCUAUACAUAUACAUACAUUACCUGUACGAUAAUAAUAAUAAUAAUAAUAAUAAUAAUAUGUACAAACGUAUUACAUGUGCACAAGACAUCAUGCGUGUACGUUCAAUUUGUAUCGAGGAUUCGGGGAAAGCCAUUGGUGGGAUGGUGAAAAUAUAUUAUAUAUUAUGUACAUACCACAUGAGUGACGAGAGAACGGUGAUACGAGAAUGAGUGAUUUUUUGUUGCCCCGUACCCCACCUUUAUACCAAAGUCACCGAUACCGCUCGCCUUUUUAAUUCUUUUUUUUUUUUUUUUCGUAAUUUUAUGUGCAACGGAGUGGGGACCAUU
Copidosoma floridanum is the source of this 3737-nucleotide messenger RNA. RefSeq names its product neural cell adhesion molecule 2. The record is from RefSeq and is a predicted model, not a curated record. Gene Ontology annotation, molecular function: protein binding. Lineage: Eukaryota; Metazoa; Arthropoda; Insecta; Hymenoptera; Encyrtidae.